Molecule: messenger RNA, 3084 nt
Organism: Phycodurus eques (leafy seadragon)
Lineage: Eukaryota; Metazoa; Chordata; Actinopteri; Syngnathiformes; Syngnathidae
Product: TBC1 domain family member 24-like
Exons: 11
Coding region: 90-2177 (695 amino acids)
Source: RefSeq, a predicted model, not a curated record
UUUGUGUUGAAUUUCUGGGAAGACUUGAUUCACAUCUCGAGAUCACCAGAAUUCUCCAGCUGUGGAAGUAUCAAUCCGACCCGAGCACAAUGACAGGAGGCAGAAGCAGGCAGAGGUCUCAUUCCUAUUACAACCCUGAGGACAGCAAGACAUAUGGAGUACAGACACAGACUAAAGAGACGAGUCAAAGACCACGGUCAAGGUCUUUUUACAGUUAUGAAACAUCAGAGCAGGACUCUGACAAUGAUUUGGGACACCUAUCGGUGUCCAGUCCACUGAAGCAGAAGGCGAUUGCUCCACCCCAGCAUACUGUGCACAAAAAUGAAAAGUCCAAGUCCAAACCGAACAAGCACUUACAAUCAAGAGACCUGAAUGGCAGCAGAGGCAGUCUCAAGUGUGUGUCCAUGAUGACUAUCUCUGAGUCGGACAACUGGGAGAUCUGCUCCAGUUCUGGCAUGAAAUAUGGUCAGUUUGUUGACUGGGAGAAGAUCGAUCCGGAAGCUGCAGAACGGUACCAGCAGAUAUUGGAAAGUGAGCACCAGCAGCUGAAGGCCAUGGGAAGAGAAGGAUUCUGGGCUACGCCUCAUACACUGAGGGCAAAGGCUUACUAUCACAUCAUCCAUGGCAUCCAUUCCAGGUGUGUCAAUCCAGAAAGAGACGUCUACUAUGAACUCAGCAGGAAGUUGUUUGGAGAACAAAAACUCAGCACCCACCCAGUUCCAGAGUACAUGGAGGCAGGAGAAAUACCAAGGUACUGCCUCAGUAAGGCGGGUCUCAAUUCUGUUAAAAAGAUUCUUCUCUGCCUGGGGAGGUACUUCCCUGACAUGAACUUUUGCCCCAUCGUCCCUGCUUUGGUGGCGCUCAUCUUACACUUCAGCCAGGACGAAGCGGAAUGUUUCUACAGUGUUUCCAGACUGAUUUGCUACAACGACCCAAAUAAGCGUUACAUUGACCAGACCUUUCUCACAUACCGAGCCUCGUGCAUGACCUUUGGAGACCUUGCCAACAGGUGUUGCCGGGGCAUCCGGAAGUUGAUCGCCAGUUCUCACCAGAACCUUUUUGAGUUUUACUCCGAUUGGAUCAUGUGGAUCUUUGCUGAUCUUCCAUUCACAUAUGCCAUCAGAGUGCUUGAUGUUUACCUCCUGGAGGGCUACAAGGUUCUUUACAGGGUGGCGUUGGCUUUGCUGAGCCUCUACAAAGUGUCCGUGUCGUCCAGAGUUGCAGAUGUGGAGGAUUUCCGAACCGACAUGAAAAGGUUCGUGCAGAAUGUGGCUCGCCACUGCACGAUUGAGAAUCUUUUGGGAAGAGCCUUCCUGGUUCCCAUUGCCACGAGGAGAGAACUCAACCUCCUCUUCAAAGCCAACAAGGUCUCCCUUAUGCAAAAAGGGGUCAGCAUCCACCAGAAGAGGCAAUCAGUGGAUACAGUGGACUUCAGCAACCUUAGCUCCAGUGUUGUGACAGCGACAGAGAUGAGAGUGGUCUGGGCCUGGAUACCGGAACGCUUUGCCCUUUUCAGUCCCAUUAAGUUGUUCAGCACAACAGAACACGGAGGAAGUCUCGCUUCGUUCUAUUAUCAUGUGGAGGGCCAUGAACCCGCAGUGUUAAUCAUCAAAACAGUGGAUGAAGAGGUCUUCGGUGCCUUCAUUUCAUCAGAUAUGACAGAGAGGCACAAGUACGACACCGAUAAAGCAACAUUUUUUGGAACGUGCGAAUGUUUUGUUUUUACGCUUCGUCCCAGCAUGGAGCGCUACCAGCGAGCCAUGGUCAACAUAAUGACCAGGAAAGUCUGCCCUCAGCAGGCUCAGUUCAGCUCCCAGACCUCCUCCAACACAACUCUGACGUGUCCUGCUGGGACACCCCAAGACCCCAGCUACUUGACCAUCCCUUUCACUGCCCCCUCACGGGAACCAUUUACUGCCAAGGACCCAAAGAGGGCCAAGGAACAAGAAGCUUCCAAGUUCAUAGCCUGCAGUGACGAACAGCUCAUUAUUGGUGGGAACGGAGGCUAUGCGCUCUGCCUUCAGCAGAACCUCGAGGCAGGCUACACAGAGACUUGUGACGCAUUCAAAAGCCUGCCACUCUGCAAAGGACAUUUCAAGAUCCAGUCUCUGGAAGUGUGGGGAAUCCAGAACUCCAUUUACUUUUCUCACUAUUUUUCCUCCCAGCAAAACAUAUAGUUCUUCUGUGUCAUACCUUUUACGUUUACGUUUUUGUUUUACUGAUUUUUUUUAAAGAUUUUUUUAAAAUAUAGUACACUGGUUGAAAUUACUUUACUGUGUCUUUCUAAUAUCAAAACAAAUGCCCUCGGGGAUUUCAAACCCACACAAAACAGGCUGAGGUGGAGAGGUCAGCCGGUCAGCGACUGUGUGUGGACAAACAGUGGAACCUGCAGUUUUGAGUGUGUGUGUGUGUGUGCUUGCGAGUGAGAGACUUUCGGUUUAAUUACACUACAUAAAGCUAGUUUAUUUCUUUACACAUAUAAAAUAUGGAUAUAAAAACAAACAAAAAAUAAUAUUCUCUUAUAUAAAAGAAUAUUCUCUUAUAUUUGAAAUAAUUUUCUAAAUAUAAUUACAUUUUGAAUAGAUACGACACAAGAUAUUUGUAACGUAACUGUGAUCAGUCGAAACGACAAAUAGAGAUGUCUGUGAUUCAGUUUUGCCAAGUCGAAAGUGAAUAACAGAUAUUUGCAAUGCCGUUUCACUCAUGACAAACAAUGUCACUUUUGCCAUUCAUACGUACGGGAUUUGCAAUGCAGUUGCCCACAGUUGCCAGUGAAAUAAUGACGUUGGAGAUAUCUGAAAUGACAAUUGUGGAUAGGAAGCAUGUAAUUGAGGAUAUCUGUUCUUUUUGACUAGGCAAAACUCAUUUACACAAUUAGUCACAUCCACUUGCAGUCUAGGUAGAGGCCUGCCAGAGAGAUGGAUAAUGCAAAGAUAUUGUUAUUGUACAUGUGCAAUACAAUUUGGGCAGAGCAAGCCUUCAGAUGCCUAAAAAAAGAAACAUGCACAAAAUACACAAUAUGCACAAGAUAUAUAACAACAAUAUAAAAGAGGUACACAACAGUAAGUAAAUUGAAGUGACAAA